AUGGCGAUCAAGUUGUCAAAGUGGAACGGCCCGGUGGGCGUGAUUGCGCCAGCAGCAGGGACAAUUAGCGACGGAGCCGCGACAGGAUCCACGACCGCGACCGAUGCCGUGGGUGGCGGCGCGGGGACGAUCGGGAUCACGACCGUGGGUGGUGCCGUGAGCGAGGCCGCGGGUGGCUCCACGGGCAGCGUCUCCCCUGAGGUCGCCGGGAUGAUGGCGAGUGUCGAGGAGGAUCCAAAGGAGGCCAUCACGGGCGGCGGCGGCGCGACUGGUGCUGAGGCCGUCGCGAGCGGUGACGGUGGGAUCGGCACUGAAAAUAGGGAGCCGAUGGCGGUGGUGCCGAAGAACUGA
This is a messenger RNA of Triticum turgidum subsp. durum (durum wheat), 351 nucleotides long. NCBI's taxonomy places the organism in Eukaryota, Viridiplantae, Streptophyta, Magnoliopsida, Poales, Poaceae. The record is from the annotation of a GenBank genome assembly.